AUGCCCAAUCUUGUGGUCGUCGUCCAAUUGCCCUUCGCAAGCAGUACUGCUAGAGAUUCGGCGUUGGAAAAGCUACGCACAAUCGCCAAAUUUGCGAAGGAUAAUGAGCCAGAAACCCUUAAGUACUUCAUCUCCGCAUCUCGAGGCGAGUCGGAAGAGAAUAAGCUGUUUGUGGUAGAAGAGUACACUUCGCAAGCGGCUUUCGAUGCGCACUUGGCUGUCGAGCCCGUGAAGGACAUGGUGGCAUGGCUAACGGCGAAUCCCAAGAAUAUUGACGGCGAAGCGACCGUAACAGUGUCCGAAAACUAUUCUUCCUUCACAAGACCUGAAAUAUUGAAGGCGACCGACCCCUGGAUCUGCUACGCUUCUAUCGAGUACAAGGAAGGGAAGCGAUCUGAAGCACUGGAGCCUUGGAAACAUGUCACUUCCGAAACAGAGAAGAAUGAAGCAGAAACACUGAGCUACAGUAUCUUGAAGGAUACGGGUCAUCCAGAAACGAUCAAGACGAUCGAGGUAUAUGCAAGCCAGGAAUACUUCAAAGAGGUGCAUGUUCCAAGCAAGGCUGUUCAGGAGAAUGCGAAGAAUUACGGAGACGAGAUUCGAGUUUCCCUCAAACACGCUUUCCUAAAGUAUCAGACAGGAUUCUUGGGCAGAUAG
Messenger RNA from Didymosphaeria variabile, 657 nucleotides. RefSeq lists its product as uncharacterized. The record is from RefSeq and is a predicted model, not a curated record. The transcript is spliced from 3 exons. NCBI's taxonomy places the organism in Eukaryota, Fungi, Ascomycota, Dothideomycetes, Pleosporales, Didymosphaeriaceae. The coding region runs from base 1 to 657 and encodes 218 amino acids.